Molecule: messenger RNA, 2953 nt
Organism: Eleginops maclovinus (Patagonian blennie)
Lineage: Eukaryota; Metazoa; Chordata; Actinopteri; Perciformes; Eleginopidae
Gene: tmem184a
Product: transmembrane protein 184a
Biological process (GO): transport
Cellular component (GO): early endosome membrane
Molecular function (GO): transporter activity
Source: RefSeq, a predicted model, not a curated record
ACACGUGACCCGUUCACCUGUGCCCAACCUGUUUAUCUCUGCUGUUGCUCUGAGAGAGACGCCGCUCAAAGAUACAUUGAAAUACUCGUCGUUCACACUGAAAGUCUGACUUUUUUCCACUUGUUACACCGAGUAAACGCUCCAGGCUAGCGCACUAUAUUGUGAGUUUUCUGUCGCAGGUGUUGUUGAAGUUUUCCUCUCCGAAUGCUUGGACUUCGACCUCGGUGUUGCACCUGUCUCAAACAAGGAAGUCCAGUCUGUUGAACCCGUCGUUGAUCAAGUCGACGAGCCGCUUGUCAAUGACUGUGAAUGAGGUCGGUUGGCUUUUUUGAAAAGCGAGUUUAUUCUCCAUGUUGAUCCUAUAACACUGGCGUCGUGGACAGUAUCGACUAAACAGGAUAAAGCCGCUUCCUACCUCCUGAGAUAAGAUGAAUAUUUCAUUGGAAAAGAUGGAUUUGUCAACUGAAAAUAAUUCUAUCAUUCACCUUGAUGCACCAAUCAUCCCAGACGGUUCAGACGUCUCCAAUAUGACAAUUAUUCAAACAGGAAAUGGCACAAUAGAACACCAGAUGUUUCUGAACACAACUGCUGCUCAGGCCCUCACAGGGAUAUUUGUGUGGUCUGCGUUGCUCAUAACAUGCCACCAGAUCUAUACACACCUCCGAUCUUACUCUGUCCCCAAUGAGCAGCGCUACAUUAUCCGCAUCCUGUUCAUCGUGCCAGUUUAUUCUUUCGACUCUUGGCUCAGCCUGCUCUUCAUCAGCAACGACCAAUAUUAUGUCUACUUUGAUUCAAUUCGAGACUGCUAUGAAGCUUUUGUCAUUUACAAUUUCCUGAGCCUGUCCUUUGAGUAUCUGGGAGGAGAGAGUGCAAUCAUGUCAGAGAUCCGAGGGAAGCCCAUACAGUCUAGUUGUCUGUAUGGUACCUGCUGCCUCGUGGGAAUAAGCUACUCCAUCGGCUUUUUGAGAUUCUGCAAACAGGCGACUCUCCAGUUCUGCGUUGUCAAACCCAUCAUGGCCGUCAUCACCAUCGUCCUGCAGGCUUAUGGCAAAUACCACGAUGGAGAUUUUAACAUAAAUGGAGGAUACCUGUACAUCACAAUCAUCUACAACUUCUCAGUCAGCCUGUCUCUCUACGCCCUCUUCAUCUUCUUCUUCGCAACAAGUGACCUGCUCAGGCCGUACGAACCGGUGCUGAAGUUCCUCACCAUCAAAUCAGUCAUCUUCUUAUCCUUCUGGCAAGGAAUGGUCCUCGCCAUCCUGGAACGCUGGGGGGUCAUACCCAACGCUCUCUUCAUCGAUGGACAUGAGGUCGGCGCCGGCACCGUGGCAGCAGGCUGGCAGAACUUCAUCAUCUGCAUUGAGAUGUUCUUUGCUGCCAUUGCCCUCAAAUAUGCCUUUACCUGCACCGUGUACCAGGAGAAGAAGAAUGAAGUGCCAGAAAACACCCCACCCAUGCACAGCAUCUCCAGCGGACUGAAGGAGACCAUAAACCCAGGAGACAUGGUGCAGGACGCGAUCCACAACUUCUCCCCGGCCUACCAGCAGUACACCCAGCAGUCCACCCAGGAGGUGGUCCAGCCCGGCACCAACGGAAAAGUGGCCACCGGCAACAAGAGCACCCGCAAGUCAGACAAAAUCAUGCUGAUUACCUCUGAUGACGAGUUCUAACCAUUCUUCCAGCACGAUCGAUUUGUUUGUGUCCUUGCUGCCUUAUCUCUGACCCGCUGGGGGACACGGCUGUAUCCCAUAAAUGCAUAAAUCAUCUCAUUAUUUAAGAUGGACGCAUUGCUUCUGUCCUGAUGUUAAUAAUUCAAGCACCAAGAGGAAGAAAUGAAUAGCUUUUAUAAGUGAUAGCUCAAUGACCAGGGACACUGAGCUGUCUCCAUCUGAACAGUAAUAAUCACAAUGACUGAGGCACCCUCACUGUAUCGGAGACAUCUGGAGCAAUGCAAUUCCUUUAAAUCAAGCUGCUGGAUGUUGAGCAGUGCCGCUGAUUCUGUUUCGUUCAUUAUGUCAGUGCUGGCUCUGUGGCCGUCUGAAGAGCGCUCCCUCUGGUUCAUGUCACUUUCAAAGAGGGGAUGAUUAACAUGUGACAGCAGGAGGGAAGCAGGGAGGCAGCCAUGGCUGGGAAUGACACUUUAUGGACCGUCCCUCGCAUCUGCUUGUUUGAAGUAUUCGCUGAGCAUCCCCCUGCAUGGUUUCCUGACAAAUGGAAAGAUUUGUUCGCCGACACAUUCGUUUUGGAGCAGGCACUUCAAACUGCAGACUAAGGCACUUUGCGAUCCUUUGUAUCUACCGUAGCAUGGACAAAUUGGAUAAACCUGUCUCCUACAAAGUGGGAGUUGUAUUCUUCUCGUUCAUUUCCCCAGCAUGCUAAAGAGUUUAAUUCAGUGCAACUAGACAGCCGUUCAACAGACGCUAACAAUCAGUUGUUUUGCAGCUUAUGCACUAUUGUACUAUGCGUGUUCACAUAACCAUUCAUGUUUCAGAGAUUAUGAAAUAUCGCCAGAAUGUAAUUGCUGGAAAUUGUGGUGUUUAUGUGUUCUACUUGUGUAAGAGAAAACCUGUUUGGAUUUUAUUCGGGAAGAUUUUAACAUAUUUAAUGUGUGUAGUUCAGGCGUAGUCAGGCCAAACCCAAAUCUGUGUGCUUUAAAAAAAUAGUUUCUUCUAACUUUGUUUCCUUUUGAAAUGUUAUCAUCUGUGUCCGUGCCACAUGGGGGACAUAGCUUUCUAAGUACAUAACUUAUUGGAGACCAAUUUUUUUAUAUCAGUUAUAGUUUGUUUUCAUUUCCAUACCUUCGUGUGCCAAUAGCUGUCUUUCUGGGAAAGCAGAAAUGAAUUUACAGGGGGGUACAAAGUCAUAUUUGAAAUGAUAAGAAAUAGUUGACUUGUGUGUCUUAGUCCUUUUGUGGCACUCGUACGGAAUUAAACAUUUGUCUUUUCUUGUGUAA